CCCUCCAACAUCUCCUCCUCUUCUGUCCUGUGGGGGCUUUAGAAGUUGCAGAAGAUGCUCUCCGGUGGGGCUUCACCGCCGCAUGCCUGACUUUCUCCAGCCCCCCCAUUUUAGCUUCUUCUUCCUCCUCCUCCUCCUCCUCCAGCAACAGCACCUCCAACUUCGGGCGUCCUGAACGCAUCAUCGGGAUGCGAGAAAUGUGACUUCGGAGGAGCGAGGCGGCACCACCACCACCGCUCCCUCUUCAGCACCACGGACAGCGCCUCUCCGCUCGGCCCGCCUUCCUUCCAUCCUCCCUUGCUUCCUCCCUCCCUCUCUUCCUUUUCCUUUCCUAACUCCGUUCACUCAGCCUUGCGGGACCGCUCCGGAGGAUGCGUGCCGGCGCAGCGCUGCUCGUUCAGCCCGCUGGAAGCUGAGGAAGCCCGGAUAGGCUGUGAUCUCCAAAGGCCAACCAAAAGGAUCUGAUGCUUUCAAUGGCUUCUGUUAAAAUAAAAACCUGAGAUCCGGUGCCGUGCUUCAUCGUGCUUUUCCUCGGAAGCGGCGACGUCAAAAGCAGACGCGACCAAAACGCACCGUCGGGACCUUUUCUCCGCCCAGGGAUAUGUCAUUGGGGAAAACCCCAGUGUUGGGGGUGCGCCCUGUGCCCCUCAUCCUCCUGGUCGUAUGCGUGCUUCUCUUUGCCAAGGCUCCCCAGGGUCUACCUGUGGUGGGUUAUAACACCGACUCCAAAAAGGAGAUCACGCUUGAAGGAGAUCUGAUGAUCGGCGGCCUCUUCCCCGUUCACCAAAAGGGCGAAGCCGCUGAGGAUUGCGGGAAGAUCAACGCUCAACGAGGAAUCCAGCGACUGGAGGCCAUGCUCCUGGCGCUGGAUGAGAUCAACAAGGACGAACGCAUCCUACCCGGGAUUCGUUUAGGAGCUCACAUACUGGACACGUGCUCCAAGGACACUUACGCUCUCGAGCAGUCUCUGGAGUUCGUCAGGGCUUCGCUCACCAAGGUGGACGACAGUGAGUACACGUGCCCCGAUGGCUCCUACGCCAUUCAUGACGAUGUCCCCUUGGCCAUCUCUGGAGUUAUCGGAGGAUCUUACAGUGAUGUUUCCAUCCAGGUGGCCAACUUGCUGCGACUCUUUCAGAUCCCUCAGAUCAGCUACGCUUCCACCAGCGCCAAACUCAGCGACAAGACACGAUAUGACUACUUCGCCCGCACCGUGCCGCCUGAUUUUUUCCAAGCCAAGGCGAUGGCGGAGAUCCUCCGAUAUUUUAACUGGACAUAUGUGUCGACGGUGGCAUCCGAGGGGGACUACGGUGAGACCGGAAUCGACGCUUUUCAGCAGGAGGCUCGGGCGCGCCACAUCUGCAUCGCGACCUCGGCUAAAGUGAGCCGUUCCAUGAGCCGAUGGAGCUAUGAGAACGUGAUUCGCUCCCUGCAGCAGAAAUCCAACGCCAAAGUGGUUAUCCUGUUCACUCGCAGCGAAGACGCCCGCGAGCUUCUGGUGGCGGCCAACCGCAUGAACGUCACGUUCACUUGGGUGGCCAGCGACGGCUGGGGAGCGCAGGAGAGCGUGGUGAGAGGCAGCGAAGCUGUCGCCGACGGCGCGUUCACCAUCGAGCUGGCCUCGUAUCAGAUCCCACAGUUUAACGACUACUUCACCGCGCUGCAUCCGUACAACAACACCAGGAAUCCCUGGUUCAGAGAGUUCUGGGAGAACCAGUUCCAAUGCAGCCUCCACGAUUUAAGCUGCGGGAAGCACUCCCUGCGAGAGGAUCCCUUCCAGCCGGAAUCCAAGAUCAUGUUUGUGGUGAAUGCGGUUUACGCCAUGGCCACCGCGUUGCACAACAUGAGGCAGGCCUUGUGCCCAAACUCCACCAAGGUCUGCGAGGCUCUUAAACCCGGCAAUGGCAGGAAGUUCUAUCGGGACUACAUUCUCAAGACAAAGCUCGAGGCACCGUUCCGCCCCCCCGAGACGGAUAACAUCGUGCGCUUUGACGCCUUUGGUGACAGCUUCGGCCGCUACAACAUUUUCCACUACCACAAGGAAGGUGGACGCUACGUCUACCGCAAAGUUGGUUACUGGGCUCAGAGUCUGACUCUGAACACAAGCCUGAUCCCUUGGGACGGCCAGGGGGCGCCGGCGUCCCAGUGUAGCGACCCCUGCAGGAAGAACGAGGUGAAGAGCAUGCAGCCGGGAGACGUGUGCUGCUGGAUCUGCAUCCCUUGCCAGUCCUACCAGUUCUUGCAGGAUGCGUUCACAUGUGCGGACUGCAGCUUCGGACAGUGGCCUCUGGCUAAUCUGACUGGUUGCUAUGACCUACCCGAGGAGUACAUUCGCUGGGAAGACGCAUGGGCGAUUGGACCUGUCACUAUUUCCUGUCUGGGGAUGAUGUGCACACUCUUUGUCGUCGGCCUGUUCUUCAAACACAACGAGACGCCCGUAGUGAAGGCUAGCGGACGUGAGCUGUCUUAUAUUCUUCUUCUGGGGGUGCUGAUGUGCUACACAAUGACUUUCAUCUACAUUGCCAAACCUUCCACGGCGGUUUGUACGCUACGCCGCUUGGGCUUAGGAACCUCCUUUGCUGUAUGCUACUCAGCGCUCCUAACCAAAACCAAUCGCAUCGCUCGCAUCUUCAACGGCGUUAAAGGCGGAGCCCAGCGACCUCGCUUCAUCAGCCCGGCCUCCCAGGUUGCCAUCUGUGGAGGUCUUAUCUCAUGCCAGCUCGUCGUGGUGGUCGUCUGGCUGCUCAUCGAAGCCCCAGGAGUCAGAAAGGAAGUGAACCCCGAGAAAAGAGAUGUGGUCACCCUGAAGUGUAACAGCAAGGACUCCAGCAUGCUCGUGUCUCUCACCUACAACUGCGUCCUCAUCAUCCUCUGCACGGUUUACGCCUUCAAGACCCGCAAGUGCCCCGAAAACUUCAACGAAGCCAAGUUCAUUGGCUUCACCAUGUACACCACCUGCAUCAUCUGGCUGGCUUUUCAGCCCAUUUUCUACGUCACUGCCAGCGACUAUAGGGUGCAGACCACCACCAUGUGUAUCUCAGUCAGUCUGAGCGGCUCGGUCGUCCUGGGCUGCCUGUUUGCUCCGAAGGUCCACAUCAUCCUGUUCCAGCCACAGAAGAAUGUCUGUACUCUCCGGGUGGCCACCACCCGCUUCAGUGUCACCACCGGCCCAGGAUCCAGUUUCUCUCAAGCAUCGGCCUCCAAUAUUGUUCCGACAGUGUGUAACGGGCGUGAGGUGGUUGACUCCACGACGUCUUCCUUGUGAAGAUAAGCCAAGCGUUGUAAACACAAUUAUAUAACCACUAGUCCUCAAUCAGGUGUCUCAGAUAUUACAGAGGAUGAUUGUCCUGACUUUGUUGUCCUCAAAGUGAUGUGAGUACAAUGUCCCAAUGAUUUUAUUUUAAGAGAUUUUCAAAGCUCGAUGCCAAUAAAAGUUACAUAGAGUAUUGCCAUCCUUUUUAUUGCAACAAAUGGAGUAAAUGAUAGUGAAAGUGUUAAAUGUAUUAUAUACGGGAUGUUUUUAAUGUAGAUUUUGGUGAAAAGUUUGUGCUUUCUUGUAAUUUAUGUAAA
This is a messenger RNA of Doryrhamphus excisus (bluestripe pipefish), 3567 nucleotides long. RefSeq names its product glutamate receptor, metabotropic 2a (gene grm2a). Gene Ontology annotation, biological process: G protein-coupled receptor signaling pathway. The record is from RefSeq and is a predicted model, not a curated record. Lineage: Eukaryota; Metazoa; Chordata; Actinopteri; Syngnathiformes; Syngnathidae. Gene Ontology annotation, molecular function: G protein-coupled receptor activity. Gene Ontology annotation, cellular component: membrane.